Bipolaris zeicola 26-R-13 is the source of this 3810-nucleotide messenger RNA. RefSeq lists its product as uncharacterized. The transcript is spliced from 2 exons. NCBI's taxonomy places the organism in Eukaryota, Fungi, Ascomycota, Dothideomycetes, Pleosporales, Pleosporaceae. The coding region runs from base 1 to 3810 and encodes 1269 amino acids. The record is from RefSeq and is a predicted model, not a curated record. Gene Ontology annotation, molecular function: DNA binding.
AUGGCGCCCCGCGGUCGCAGCACAACGGCGAGUCCGGGUGCCUACUCGGAUCGCAGCAACGACUCAAGCCCGGACCCGCUAGCCAUUUCUUUCGACGAAAACAUCACCUCAUCGCACCGCAAAUCCAGUCCUCGGAAACCCAUCAUGAUCACCUCGCCAAGGAAACAGGUCCGGCGGCUGGAGACGUCAGAGGUCGUCUUCUCGUCGCCGUCCAAGUCUAUGAUCAUGAGCACACCGCGAGGCAACGGCGCAAGCCCUUGGCGCAUCAAGGUCACCGUCCAGGCUGAACCGGAAGACGGAGAAAAUGCUGAAUCACCAUCAGUAAAGAGGGUGACAAGAACAAAGACGACUACUGUACCGCUAAAAGACCCGGAUGCGUCGUCUCCUGUCAAGCGCCCCCGCGGCCGACCCAGGAAGUCUGAGACUGGAUUGACGCCCAAGCCCAAGAGAAAAGGGACACCAAUCAAGAGACCUGCAGAAUUCAGCUCUCCGAGCAAAAUUGUGCGAGGCGGCGAUUCCAGCGCAGCCGAUGUCGAUACCGAUGUGCCACCUAGGAAGCGAAGGGGUCGUCCGAGGAAGAGCGUACAGUCACCGACUGAAUAUGACGAGACCAGCGUUGCAGAGGAGGCCGAAGCUAUCCUACAAGCCACGUUCGAGGAGACACCUCUGCCAAGCACCGAGGCCGAACCAGACAAUUCGAAAAAGAACGCGCGAUUUGCAGCUCCCGAUGAUCAAACCAUGGAUGAUGCAUUGCGAACAUCGCCUACACGAUCAGAGCCGUCUCCCAGCCUAGGCACACCAGCUCAUACCAAUUCGAGGAACAAUGUUCGCGCACGCAGAGGUACACCACAUGCAAACAGGGUGGCCGUUAUUCCAUCCGAUGAAGAGGAAAGUGGCAGUGAUGUACUUACGCCCGCCAGCGGAGAUGAAGACAACAACAAUCUUCCCGAAAACCAACCCAUGAGUGGAACAGAGGAUGGCCAAGGAGACGUGCUUACACCAAGCGAGACCUCGGCGCAAUCGAGUGAUUCAGCCGAUGCCACUAGUGAUGAUGGUGCACCCGAAUAUCCUCAAGACUAUGAAGACGACGAGGAGGAGGAAACACAGGGUCAACAUUUCACUUUUGACGAAGGCACCACCAGGAUGCCAGAUGACACGACGAUGUUGGAUAGCGAGACGUUUAGCAUGAUAUCUGUCGAGUCAUUGAAGAGCAACACAAAUCGACCGAGCCCAACACAGCCUCGAGAUGUGCAGGCCAAUGCUCCAAAGGCCAAAUCCUCACUCAGGAACGAGUACUUGGGACCAGUUACGCACGUAGCAUCAGGUUCUGAAUCUUCAACCCAUGAAAAGCACGUCUCGACAAGCAAGGCCUUUUUAGAAGCCGCGUCCAUCGAGACAGUGCGUCCAAAACUGGCGCGUCAUGUCACACCCGCUAUGGACUCUGAGAUUCCAUCUGCACCCCCUGCUCUGCAUCCUGUUCAGCCUGCUCUGACCAAAUCUCCAUCUCCAACACUUGGCCGAGCAGUUACCGCCGGUGUAGCUUUACAAGGUCUUCUCGACCCCACACGACUCACCCCAGAUGCCUCACAAAAGACGCCCGACGGAAAGCGAGGCUCAUUGGACGAUUUGUUCCGUGGCUUCAGCUCAGGGACACGUAAAGAUCUUCAAGCAGGCUUGCGACUUGGCGAGCAACUUGCACAAAAUCAGACAGAGGAGGACAAUGUGCCUGGCCCCUCGAGCCCUAUCAGGGGCCAAUCUGCGGCAGGGCCGAAAGCAGGUGUGUUCCGAACGCAACGAAAAUAUCAGCAAUCGCGUCUUCUUACACCCGAAGACCAGGAUCAUGUUGUCACAGCGGUGGCACCGGCAGUUGCAGCGAGCGACGUCCAAUACCCAGCGUUGGACGUUGAAGAGGCGACCACAGCACCAUUGAGCCCUGCGAGGAGCGAAUCCGCAAUGAGUUGGCGAACCGACACUCCACCCCGCGCAGCCAAAAGCCAAGAUCAACAAGACACCGCUAUGAAUGAGGUUCAAGAGGAGGUUCCCGGUCCUGCAGAAGAGCUAGUCCAACAUGAUGACUUUGGUGAUAUCUGGCAAGAGGAGGCUAGUCGCUCAGUUAUCUCGAUCAAUCCAGAGGAAGUUCCAGCAGAGAAUUCCCCUGAAGCUCGCGAUAUAUUCACAGAUGCCAGCGUUGUCAGGCCUGCUCGCGGAAGAGCUGCCCGGACUUGGCGCCGCAGGAAAGUCAUUGAUGAGACGGAGUCGCAGCAAGAGCCUGCCUCGGCAGGCUCAGUGCCAGCAGCUGUCCAACCAUCAGAGGGCAGUAAAGAGGCCCAAAAAGUUGAUUCCGCACAACCCGAUGAACAGCCUAUGCAAGUCGAAGAGCCAAACGCUGAAGGCGAAGAAAGUGACGCUGGUAUGUUCUUCCAGUCGAACACGCCCAAUGUUGCAGACCAGAAGCGGCCUUCUCGGUUCCAGAGGCGGCGGCCAAGAAGACAAGAAGCAGAGAAGGUAAGCCUCUCUGAGCUUCUUGACCAGGGGGACAGUUUUGUACCAGAAUCUCCUUCGCCCGUAAAAACGAAAAAGACACCCCCGAAAGCGACACUAAAUCCAUUCUUGGAUACGCCACCUCGCUUCCCUGCGCUACUGAACUCGCCAAAGAAGAGCAGUCCCUUGAGGCGUGAGCUUCACAGUGGUGACAUUUCUACAAGCUCCGUACAGCAGUAUGAAGAGUCUACGUUGCCACUCGCGCAAAGCUCGCCGUUUCACACGGUCGUUGAUGGCGACAGCAAAAUCUCAGCAGCAUCCGACCAACAACAAUUCCGAAUGGAGAUGGAAGGAAAUACUGCUUCCACCAUUUUACGUGUGCGCGAGGAGGCCAACGAGUACCUGGACGCCUAUGAACCGCAAGAGCGAAGUCUGAAUGAGAUUACAGAGGUUACCGAGCCUAGCAGAACACAUCAAGACAUUAGUCACCUGCCAUCGAGCCCACCGAAGAUGCAGCGACGGUUCGAACAGCGGCUGCUUUCUGCACGAAAGCCUUCGCCGCUUUCUAAGACAGUAGAGCGCCCAGGCAAUGUACCAGUACCACAAUCACGGCAGAACGCAGCGCGUUCGAAGGAACCGGAAGUGAUUGAAUUGUCGUCUGAAAGCAGUUCUAGCGACGACGACGAAGAAGAGGAGGAGGAGGAGGAGGAGGAGGAAUCAGAUGCUACCCCCAGUGGCCAUCCUCAACCCCGUGCACAGGCCGCCUCGACAUUGAGCGCCAAGCCAACAUCCUCGCGCUCAUCUCAACUACAACCACACCCUAUCAUCUCACGGAUGACACCGUUGCCAAAAGUCGAGCCUUGGACACGAACACAUUACAAAGCCCUCGACAAACUGUACACCACACACCUCAAACAUCCCGCACUCUUCUGCCCUUUCAACGUCCCUCCCACGCCACUAUCAACCACAAACGGCUACCUCCUCCGCCGCUUCCUCGCCGACAACGGCAACCUACCUUACGUCGGCGCCGUGUUCCAUGCCUGGGGCUACAGCAUGGUCAUGACCGCCGAGCUUGUCGUUCUCUGCAGCGUCUUCAUGGACCUGAUGAGCCUCAAGAGCGAAGUCGAGUACGAGCAAGUCACAGGCAGGAAACUAGAAGUAGGCAAUUGCGCACCGGGUAGGCGCGGCGACUGGAUCUCUGGCGAAGACGUACUGCAGCGCCUUGCUACUGUUGUCAUGGGCGAGAGUGUGAGGAGAGAUGAGCGGGCAGGGCUUGAGAUUGAUCGCUCUAGAGGAUUGCAGAUUGAGUGGCCGCAGACGCCGCGGUGA